GGCUUUACUGGCGAAGAAGAAUUACUUCCUGUUUCCGCUGAACGCAAGCUUGUUGAUUAUGUCUUGUUGUUAGCCGGUUAGCUAGCUAGCCAAUUUUUAUACUUUCACAGAAUAUUUGCUUUAAAUAGACACAAACAGACGCGUGGAUUCACCAAAAAGCACACGUCAUCAUGGCAGCUGGUGCCGAUGUGAGAGAUAUUCUGGAGUUGGCGGGAGGGGACAAUGAUGGUCCGAUCAGUAAGAAGGAUUUCAUCAACUCCGAGAAGAAAAAGGCCAAGAAAACAACUGAAACGUUGACCUUCAAGAGACCAGAGGGGAUGCACAGAGAGGUGUACGCCCUGCUCUACUCAGACAAGAACAGAGAUGCUCCCCCCCUGCUGCCCAGUGACACUACUCAGGGCUACCGGACAGUGAAGGCCAAGUUGGGCUGUAAGCGUGUGCGACCCUGGAAAUGGAUGCCCUUCACCAACCCAGCCCGCCGAGACGGAGCCGUCUUCCACCACUGGAGACGCAUGGCAGAGGAAGGCAAGGACUACCCCUUCGCCCGCUUCAACAAGGCAGUGCAGGUGCCAGUGUACUCGGAGCAGGAGUACCAGAUGUAUCUCCAUGAUGACGGCUGGACCAAGGCGGAGACGGACCACCUGUUUGACCUGUGCAAGCGCUUUGACCUGCGUUUCAUCGUCGUCCACGACCGCUACGACCAUCAGCAAUACAGAAAACGGUCAACGGAGGACCUGAAGGAACGUUACUACAACAUUUGCGGUAAGCUGACCAAGGUCCGCGCUGCAACAGGGACAGAGCCCAAGAUGUACGUAUUUGACGCUGGUCACGAGAGGCGCAGGAAAGAGCAGCUGGAGAGAUUAUUCAACCGCACGCCUGAUCAGGUGGCAGAAGAGGAGUAUCUGAUGCAGGAGCUACGGAAGAUGGAGAGCAGGAAGAAGGAUCGUGAGAAGAAGGCCCAGGACCUGCAGAAGCUCAUCACAGCAGCAGACACCAACACAGAGAUGAGACGUGCCGAGCGCAAGGCUACCAAGAAGAAGCUCCCGCUGAAACGAGAGAUGGAGAAACCGACUGUUCCUGAGACGGCAGGAAUCAAAUUCCCUGACUUCAAAUCAGCUGGAGUCACGCUGCGCAGCCAGAGGAUGAAGCUGCCAAGCUCGGUAGGCCAGAAGAAGAUCAAGGCCAUUGACCAGAUCCUGACAGAGAGGGAAGUGGACCUGAACCCCAUGCCCACAGAGGAGAUAGUCCAGAUGUUCAACGAGUUGCGCAGUGACCUGGUGCUGGUCUAUGAGCUGAAGCAGGCCCACGGUAACUGUGAGUACGAACAACAGAUGCUACGCCACCGCUACGAGGCCCUGCUGAAGGCUGGAGGAGGAGGGGUCCCCGUCGGGCCCCCAGGAGGAGGAGGACUAGAGGCCCCUGGGGGCCCCGAGGUGCCCGCCUGGCCCGGCCCAGACGACAUCAAGGGCGAGGCCAAGGAGCAGAUCAUCGAUGUGGUGGGAGCUCCGCUCACCCCCAACUCACGUAAACGCAGAGAAUCCGCAUCCAGCUCCUCGUCCAUCAAGAAGGUGAAGAAGCCGUAACGUCAAGCCCUGGUGUUUUAUGGGACUGUGGAGGAGAGGAGAGUGGAUGAGGUCACAGCCACCCUGGCCUCGGUUGAGCGGCCCACAGAACAGAAUGCUGGAGAUGGGGGGUGGGAGAGUCAUCCAUCACAUCCACCCCUCUGACAAAUAACAAACAACCAGGCCUCGUCCCCCCCCCUCCAUCACACACACCUCUAAAUACGACUGAUACACAGGAAUAAUACCCCCCACCAACACCACCACAUUCCCUUUACAGCCAAUGGACCCCCCCCCCACCAGCCUAUCAUGGCAGAGACAACGGCUGACAUCCCAUUUCAUUACUCCUCUCCCUCCUUCGCCCAGGCCGAGAUGAGGCCAGAUAAACUGUAAAUAGCCAGAGUGAGCUAAUUGAGCCAUGCGGAGAGAAACGCCUAUUUGAGAUUGGGGCAGGGGGGUGGGACCUCUGGCCACUGUCUUUUUGUUUCUCAUCUUGCCGUUUUGUUUCCUGGGCUGUGUAGUUUUGUGUCUUACCUCUUAGUUGGCGGCUCGCCCUGUCAUUGCGGUGAAAGUGACACUUCCUUACUCAGAUGAGUCAAAAGAUUUAGCUUGUGGGAGAGUUUGAACAGGCUAAGAUGGACUGUUGUGCUCACUGUCUGAAAAGAGAGGAAAGCAAUCUGCUCCAUUACCCAUUCAAUAAACAUCUUUGUUUUUUCAAA
Messenger RNA from Salmo salar (Atlantic salmon), 2278 nucleotides. Its product is annotated as DNA methyltransferase 1-associated protein 1. Lineage: Eukaryota; Metazoa; Chordata; Actinopteri; Salmoniformes; Salmonidae. Gene Ontology annotation, biological process: DNA repair; chromatin remodeling; negative regulation of transcription by RNA polymerase II. Gene Ontology annotation, cellular component: NuA4 histone acetyltransferase complex; Swr1 complex; nucleus. Gene Ontology annotation, molecular function: transcription corepressor activity. The record is from RefSeq and is a predicted model, not a curated record.